CGCCCAAUGCCUGUCCCACCACAAGUGCAAAAGGUCUUGGACGAUGUCGACAAGCAGCUCCACGAGCCGAGCACCGUCACCAACGUGCUGGCGACCGUUGAGCAGAAGACCGGAGUCAAGCGGCUUCAUUUGGUGCUCGGCGUCGUCGGUCUUCAGGCUCUCUACCUCAUUUUCGGACAUUCCGCCCAGCUUGUGUGCAACUUUAUGGGAUUCGUCUACCCGGCUUACAUGAGUAUCAAGGCCAUCGAAUCAAGCAACAAGGAAGACGACACUCAAUGGUUGACCUACUGGGUCAUAUUCGCCAUACUCUCAGUCGUCGAGUUCUUCUCCGUUCAAAUCGUCGCCGUUUUCCCAGUCUAUUGGCUCUUCAAGUCGAUCUUCCUGCUCUACCUCUACCUUCCAAGCUUCCUCGGAGCCGCCAAGCUCUACCAUAGAUUUGUGAAGCCAGUCGCCGCCAGACACUCGGGAUCCAUUGACGCCAAGAUUGGAAAUUUCGCCGAUAGAGUGAACAGUGCCGCCGGAAAGCUCGCCAACGAAGUCCGAGAUCACAUGGAAUGAUUUCUUCUUGAGCUAAAUUUUAUUAUUACUACCACCAAUACUAUCAACUUCCCCCAGAUUGCCCACCAAAAUUCCCUUUUUUGCCUUUUUUUUUAUUUCUUUGUUCGGUUAGGCUUCUCCCCCCUCCCCUCCUUACUCCGAUCUUUGUUCGUUCUCAUUUUGUCCAACGAUCCAUUCUUUUUAGACAUAAUGAAUACUCCACAAUGGU
Caenorhabditis elegans is the source of this 766-nucleotide messenger RNA. It is a transcript of the gene yop-1, whose product is annotated as Receptor expression-enhancing protein. The transcript is spliced from 2 exons. The record is from RefSeq and is marked reviewed. Gene Ontology annotation, cellular component: membrane. The coding region runs from base 7 to 558 and encodes 183 amino acids. Lineage: Eukaryota; Metazoa; Nematoda; Chromadorea; Rhabditida; Rhabditidae.